Scleropages formosus (Asian bonytongue) is the source of this 936-nucleotide messenger RNA. RefSeq names its product RNA polymerase I subunit H (gene polr1h). Lineage: Eukaryota; Metazoa; Chordata; Actinopteri; Osteoglossiformes; Osteoglossidae. The transcript has 5 exons. Bases 223 to 579 code for a protein of 118 amino acids. Gene Ontology annotation, molecular function: nucleic acid binding; zinc ion binding. Gene Ontology annotation, biological process: DNA-templated transcription; termination of RNA polymerase I transcription. Gene Ontology annotation, cellular component: RNA polymerase I complex. The record is from RefSeq and is a predicted model, not a curated record.
GAGCUAAACAGAUGAACGGUGAUGUGCUCUUACUGCAUUUUUAGUGAUGACAUGAUGAAUGGAGAAGGAAGGGAUACAAACAAAACAUGAAUUGUUUUUAAAUUUAAGUAGUAAUGUUUGUAAAGUAGUUAAAUCACUAGAACUUAAGUGAUAUCUAACCUUUAUUGCUUCUACAUCUUGUACAUUUAUCAACUGAUUUUCUGAAGUGUAUAUUGUCCAUAGAUGUCUACCUUCAGCGGAGAUCACAGCUUCUGCCCUGAAUGCGGCUGCGUGCUGCCCCUGCCCGGCCUGGAGGAGACGGUCACAUGCCCCCGGUGCCGCUUCACGGUGUCCAUCCACGAAUUCGCAGACAAAGCGGUCACAUCAUCAGUGGUGUUUAACCCUUUGGAAGCCUCUUCUUUUCCAAAGGAAGAGGAGGAGGAGGCUGAACUCAAGGGACCAGUGAUCGACAGGCGAUGCUCCCGCUGUAACAAAGAGGGGAUGGUGUAUCAUACUAGACAGAUGAGGUCUGCGGAUGAAGGGCAGACGGUCUUCUAUACAUGCAUACAUUGCAGGUUCCAAGAGAAAGAGGAUUCUUAAGAGCAUGUCGGAUGACUGCAGUUGUUCUCACUCUGCUGUAUCUGGAUGGACUGAAUAUUUUAAUAUUAAAACUGCCAUUCUGGGAGAAUGUCCAUCCAUACGGCUUUACUCUUUGAAGUUCGGGCUUCUUUGCCAGCUAAACACUGGCUCAGAUUUCUUUGGCUAAUAAGCAAGAAUGUACAGCAAUGUAAACAGACACUGAGUAAUGGAGAGAGUUGUUUGUCAGUAUAAUGUGUCUAUAUUUCUGAUUGUGUAAUAGAGGUUGAAUAAUGUAAGACUUGAAAUGAUAAUGGAAGAGUAAAUGUUAGCCAAAUAUUUUUACAUUUUUCAUGUUAAUUUUUUAUUUACAAUAAAAUA